Humulus lupulus (European hop) is the source of this 1452-nucleotide messenger RNA. RefSeq names its product mulatexin-like. Gene Ontology annotation, molecular function: chitin binding; chitinase activity. Gene Ontology annotation, biological process: defense response to fungus; chitin catabolic process; cell wall macromolecule catabolic process. The coding region runs from base 16 to 1275 and encodes 419 amino acids. The record is from RefSeq and is a predicted model, not a curated record. Lineage: Eukaryota; Viridiplantae; Streptophyta; Magnoliopsida; Rosales; Cannabaceae. The transcript has 3 exons.
CGUGCAAAACUCAUAAUGAAGUUAAACAUUCUUAUACUCUUUUCUUCUUCUCUUCUUUCUCUUUGGUUAGGGAUUGCCUUUGCAGAUGAACCCCAAUGUGGAAGAGACGUAGGUGGUGCAUUAUGCCGUGAUAACUUAUGUUGUAGUUAUUGGGGCUUUUGUGGUAACACAUCUGUCUAUUGUGAGGAUCGUUGUCAAAGUCAGUGUUGGAAUUCACCACCACCCCCAAGCCCAAGCCCUCCCCCUCCAAGCCCACCUCCACCCAGCCCUCCUCCUCCAAGCCCACCUCCACCCAGCCCACCACCUCCGAGCCCACCUCCACCCAGUCCACCACCUCCGAGCCCACCUCCUCCCAGUCCGCCACCACCUGCAGGCCCAGAAAGACCAGAUCACAGAUGCGGACCUAGUUAUGGAAACAGUCCUUGUGGAACAGGAAGGUGUUGUAGCACAUCUAAUUGGUGUGGUAGCACAAGCUCAUAUUGCCAGGGAUCAAAUUGUCAGUACCAAUGUUGGGAUAAAGCGCAUUGGGUUGAUCUCCCUCGAGCUUUGCUCCGACAUGACAAUAAUGCUACUAAUAAUGUUAUAGUAAGCAACAUUAUUAGUGAACCACUUUUUAACGAAAUGUUUAAGCAUAGAAAAGAUUGUCCAAGUCAAAGUUUCUACAACUAUGACUCUUUUAUCAUCGCUGCUGCAUCUUUCCCUGGUUUCGGUACAACUGGUGAUAUUGAAACUCGCAAAAGAGAGCUCGCUGCUUUCUUUGCUGAAACAUCUCAAGCAACCACGGGAGAAUGGACUGAUUCGAUUGAUCCACAUGCAUGGGGAUAUUGUUAUAUCAGUAGAACUACCAGUGAGAAUGAUUAUUGCACAUCCUCUCGUUGGUUAUGUGCUUCUGGUAAAAGAUAUAGUAGUCGAGGACCUAUCCAACUCACUCACAACUACAACUAUGGACUUGCUGGUGGAGCUCUAGGAAUAGACUUGAUAAACGACCCUGAUUUGGUAGCAACAGAUUCAGUUGUGUCCUUUAAAACAGCCAUAUGGUUUUGGAUGACUCAACACGACAACAACCCUUCAUUCCAUAACAUUCUUGUCAAUGCUAACUCUGGACCUAAUCAACUCCCAACUUAUGGCCAUGGCAAUUAUGGUGGUUUGAGAACUGGUACUAACAUUGUUGGGUACUAUAAAAGGUAUUGUGACAUGUUAGGAGUGAGCUAUGGAGAUAUCUUGGACUAUUUCUCUGACCAAACCUCUUUCUCUCCAAAAGUUUCUAGCAUUUGAAUGCCUCUGAAAUCGAUCAGAGUAGUGCAAGACCCAUAGUACUGGGCUACUGGCUCUAGCUAGUUAAGAAAGUCUAUGUAAUUUGUGUGCAUCCGUAUCGAAGGGCCUCAACUUAUUGUACGGCGUUGAACUUUAUUAUAUAUAAAGAAAUAAAUGAUGCACAAAUGCACUUUUAAA